GGAGCUGAGGCUAGGCUCAGCGCGGAUAAGGGCGCGGAGCGCACUGAGAACCCUACUUUCUCGUGAGCCCGAGCCCGGCAAAUGGGCGAAUGAGGAAGGAGAGCAAGGACAUGGACUGCUAUCUGCGUCGCCUCAAACAGGAGCUGAUGUCCAUGAAGGAGGUGGGGGAUGGCUUACAGGAUCAGAUGAACUGCAUGAUGGGCGCACUUCAAGAACUGAAGCUCCUACAAGUGCAGACGGCAUUGGAACAGCUGGAGAUCUCGGGAGGCACGCCCACCUUCAGCUGCCCCGAAAGCUCACUGGAACAGCCUGAGUGUCCUCGCUGGCAGGGUAGUCGAGGUCCUGCUGGGCCUGCUGCCUGGCCCUCCUCCAGCCAACCAUCUUUUGACAGUAGCCCCAAGUUGCCAUGCCGUAGGAGUAUCUGUGGGAAGGAGCUGGCUGUCCUUCCUAAGACCCAGCUGCCAGAGGAGCACCAGAGCUGUACCCAACAGGGGACAGAGUGGGUGGAGCCAGAUGACUGGACCUCCACGUUGAUGUCACGGGGCAGAAAUCGGCAGCCUCUGGUGUUGGGGGACAAUGUUUUUGCAGACCUGGUGGGUAACUGGCUAGAUUUACCAGAACUGGAAAAGGGCGGGGAAAAGGGUGAGACUGGGGGAUCCAUUGAACCCAAAGGAGAAAAAGGCCAGUCCAGAGAGCUGGGUCGUAAGUUUGCCCUAACCGCAAACAUUUUUAGGAAGUUCUUGCGUAGCGUGCGGCCCGACCGAGACCGGCUGCUCAAGGAGAAACCUGGCUGGAUGACUCCCAUGGUCUCUGAGUCACGAGCAGGACGCUCGAAGAAAGUCAAGAAGAGGAGCCUUUCUAAGGGUUCAGGACGGUUCCCUUUCUCAAGCACAGGAGAGCCCAGACAUAUUGAAACCCCCGCCACAAGCAGCCCCAAGGCCUUAGAACCCUCCUGUAGGGGCUUUGACAUUAACACAGCUGUUUGGGUCUGAAUUGGAGAGAUGCUCACUGAACCUAAAAUGCAGACGGUGAGGGCCCUGGGGAAGAGGGGGGGGCAGAUGGCAUGGUCUUCAGGCCAUAUGCAAGUUCCCAUCCUCAGAAAGAAAAGAAAAGAAAGAAAGAAAGAAAGAAAGAAAGAAAGAAAGAAAGAAAGAAAGAAAGAAAGAAAGAAAGUUAGUUCUCAGUCAGGCCUCAGUAGAACCAAGUGGAGAGAGGCUGUCCGUCACAGGCCAGGCUGAGCUGAGUCCCUGGAGAAAAUGUGUAUUUGUGUGUACGUGUACGUGUGCGUGUGCAUGUGUGUGUGUGGUGUUGUUGUUCUUUGAGGCUGGAUGUGACAAUAAUUGGGAGAGGCAGGAGAGGAGUCCAGGAAGCCUGUGGUAUUCCUCCACUACUUCCCAAGAUCUCAUUUGAACAUUCUAUAUGGAAAGGGCCAUUGAGCCCUCAGGUUUCCCAGAGGAACUUCCAAUAAAGACCUGUCUCAGGGACCCCGCAACCAUUUUAAUGGUCUGCUUCCUGACAAGGCACUGCUACAGGCAAGGGGGUUUGAUUUGUAAAGGGUUGGUAUCCCAGAAUGGAGCACCAGAAAGAGGAAAAUCAUUACUCACAGACCUUACUAGGACCAAGAUUUCAGCCCAUAGCUGGGUACUGGGGACCCAGAACAAGCAGGUGUGUGUGUGUGUGUGUGUGUGUGUGUGUGUGCGUUCGUGCGUGUGUGUGUGUGUGUGUUGAGGAAGCCUGAGAAGCCCCCCAGAUCUCCAAAGAGCAGAGGAGAAGCAACGUGCCUUCAUGCAGGCACUGUCUCAUGAGUCCAAGUAGGCGUGCCCAACCAGCAUGGUAUUCCAUAAAGCAGCAAGCUCUGAGAACACACUCGGCUGCCGGGAGGCAAAACGGGGCAGGCUACACGGCCUGGUCCAGAAAUGAGAGCCCAUCCUGACCCCUGUUGCCUGCCUUAAUGCUCCUGCAGGGCAGCAGAUGGUUGGGGUGAACCUAGAAAUAAUGUCCAUAUAUUUAGAAAAAUUCUUAGUCUACAUCUCAUAGUCAUGCGGCGAGCUGGACACAUCUAUCCUCAUCAACCUGGAAGUCAACAGGGGACCCGCAGGGUGGGGUUGAUGCCAGGCACUUUAUAUAGUGAGCAGGCAUGCAAGCCUGGGUCCAUAGAGAAUCCAUCUCAGCCCCCACCCCUUAGCCAGGAGAGAACAAAGUAGGCCCCUGUUCAAGCCCAGCUAUCCCGGAGGGUGCCUUGGCUCCUCCUUCACCCCCUCCUGCAGACCUAGCUCAGCUUGAUGGGGUGUGACAACUGCAAUUAGAGGCAAGCCGCCUGCUGCCCCCAGAGCAUUAAGAGCAAAUUGGAGAAGAAAAAUAACAAGAGAAGCUCUUCUGCCUGCAGUCUAGACUCCCAGGGGACUGAGAGGAGGAAGGGAGAACUUAGGGGACAGGGAUGGGGAGGUAACAGAGUGGGAAGGGUCGCCCACAAGUUCCCAUCAAGUUAAAUGAGAGAAGGUUUUAUUUAUUUAUUUUUUAGAGUGGGGAUUUUUUUUUUUAAAAAAAUCUGUAGCUUUUUUUGCUAGGCAAUGUACCUAUCUCUUUCAGAACGAUUAAUCAAUGGGGUCAAAGGGUCCUGGCAUGCACGUUGCCCCCAUCAGGCUCCUCAAAAAGGAAAGCAGUUCCCAGCUCAAAUCUGUGGGCAUCAGGCUUAUCUACUUUGGCCUGGUGUUUGUCAGCUGGGCUCACUCUUUCUGGUCAAGCAUGCCCUUGUCCAUCCUGUCUCCGUUGAACUUCUGUCUCUGGUGAAGGAAGAUAACGGCAGCUCCCUCUGAUGGCUGCUGCGAUGUGUGUGGAGAAGGACCAUGUGAAAACCCCACGCCCUGACUCCUGAAGGGUGGCACACUCAAUAGAUGACUCAAGAGGACAUGGACUGCGAUGGCAUAGGAAGCCAGGUCACCUCCUCACCAUCCAUGGGCAACUCUCUUGGCUUGUGGACCAGUCAUAGUUCACACCAUUUAAAUCUAAUAACAUGUGCUGGAACCAUGGCUCAGUGGUUAAGAGCACCGACUGCGGUUCCAAAGGUCCCAAGUUCAAACCCCAGCAAACCCCUUGUUGGCUUACAGUCAUUAAAUCAACUAACACGACAGACUCCUUGCUUGUCUGGGCACUGUAACAGAAGGUGAGAACUCAACGAUAAGAAAGGAACCAGCUGCUGGCCUCCACAUCUGCCAAGGCAUACAAAGAAACACAGUGAACAGUCAGGGGACCAAUACAAAACAACUAGCAAGUAAUUUGGCCAUCUAAGAUAAUACAUAUGUGUCAGGCACCUUUGCCUUUAUUUCUCCUUUCUUUUUUUUUUCCCUACACCUGGAAAAUGGUAGCUCAUUUUACCCAAAUAGGCUCAGAGAAGUUAACUCUUUCAAGGUCACACAGUAAAAGUUGGGAUUGAAUCAGUUUGUAAUUGACUUCCAAUCUUACAUUCAUGCUACCUGGCAAACUGUCUACGUUUGCUCCAAGGCCAGAUCAAGAAUAACAUUUGUCUUCUGAGAUUAUUCAUGUCUCUUCAUGAUUGACAAGUGGCAUGCUAAUUACCUUUUGGAGGAAUUCUGCCUGGGUCUCAGAGUGGCUGAUAUAGUGUCCCAACUACUAGGUCAUGCUUGGCUGAUGAAAGCUUGUGGUGACUCAGCCUCAUAUAACUUUUACUUUCCUGUCCACAUCCUUGGCUCUUGCUGAGACAGAGAUGGAGAGUGUGCUACUGAAGUGAAGAGGUGCAUAGAAAUGCUCUGGCCUUAGUGAUGCGACAUGCAGGGCCACAAGUCAGGGGAAGAGAUGGUGAUAAUAGGCAGAGAGAAACUGACAGCUAAAUUCUGCCCCUUGGGCUCAUUUUAUGGUUAAUUAGGACAAGUAAAUAAGCUGGAAGCUCAUUUAAUACCCUUCCUGGCAUAGAGGCCUGCCCCACACCUGGCCUAAUUCCUUGGCAGGCCUCUAGUUGGCCUAGGUAUCUUCUCAGGGAUCUACCUGCCUCUCUCCAUCCUUGUCUGUGGUCAGCCUGUAGAUCUUCUCCAACCGCAGUAUCUACUGGAAGUGCCCCUCCCUGCUGGGCACGGUUGGUAGAGCCGGCCAGAUCUCUGUUUCCUCUUUCUUCUCUCCUCUAUACUCUUCUGUAGUCUACCCUCAGGGUGACCUCUAACCCAAACUAACCCUGAGGAACAGACACUUGGCUCAGCUCCACCUACCACCUGGCUCACCCGUUCCCAGAAUCUCCAUAGAAGAGGACACUUUCUUUCUCAAGUUACCCCAACAUUCUCUGCAGGAUAAAAUCAUGAGUCCAGCCUGUCUGUAGCUUCCCUGCAGAAGUGUCCAUUCACCUUGGGUGAUCUUCCCAACCAAGAUACUUAGGUGUUUUGGCCAGCACCAGUAUUUCUAUGAAUUCCUGAUCUGGAGUUGAAUAGACAGGAAUCGAGACCCAGGCUUUUCACCGUAUGAACCUGAGCAUGUGGCCUGACCUGCUGGCAGCUCCUCUGCUCUUGUGUGAAGCAGGAACGCUGUCAGGCACACAGCACAACACACCAGUGGUGGAGAACGCUAAUCCCAAAACACAAGUUCCACAGAAAUGGUACUAUCCUCCUAUCUCCUGCCUAACCAUGGACAAAGCUGAGAAUAAACAGUGCUUACUUUGAGCCCUGGUGGUUUGCUGAAAAGUACACAGCAACUCUCAUUUUAUCACACAAUUGUGGCAAGGACGUAAAUAUGGUCUUGUCCACUGCAGUUAUGGCUUACCUGGGAUGUUAAAUGUUGUCAAAUGGGGAAGGAUAGU
This is a messenger RNA of Mus caroli (Ryukyu mouse), 4801 nucleotides long. RefSeq names its product inka box actin regulator 2 (gene Inka2). Gene Ontology annotation, molecular function: protein kinase binding; protein serine/threonine kinase inhibitor activity. Gene Ontology annotation, cellular component: nucleus. The record is from RefSeq and is a predicted model, not a curated record. Lineage: Eukaryota; Metazoa; Chordata; Mammalia; Rodentia; Muridae.